Messenger RNA from Marmota monax (woodchuck), 2125 nucleotides. It is a transcript of the gene Foxb2, whose product is annotated as forkhead box B2. The coding region runs from base 1 to 1284 and encodes 427 amino acids. Gene Ontology annotation, biological process: regulation of transcription by RNA polymerase II; anatomical structure morphogenesis; cell differentiation. The transcript has a single exon. Lineage: Eukaryota; Metazoa; Chordata; Mammalia; Rodentia; Sciuridae. The record is from RefSeq and is a predicted model, not a curated record. Gene Ontology annotation, molecular function: DNA-binding transcription factor activity, RNA polymerase II-specific; RNA polymerase II cis-regulatory region sequence-specific DNA binding.
AUGCCGCGGCCGGGAAAGAGUUCGUACAGUGACCAAAAGCCGCCCUAUUCGUACAUCUCGCUGACCGCCAUGGCCAUUCAGCACUCGGCGGAGAAGAUGCUGCCGCUGAGCGACAUUUACAAGUUCAUCAUGGAGCGCUUCCCCUACUACCGCGAGCACACUCAGCGCUGGCAGAACAGCCUGCGCCACAACCUCUCCUUCAACGACUGUUUCAUCAAGAUCCCGAGGCGGCCAGACCAGCCGGGUAAGGGUAGCUUCUGGGCGCUGCACCCCGACUGCGGCGACAUGUUUGAGAACGGCAGCUUCCUGCGGCGCCGCAAGCGCUUCAAGGUGCUGCGCGCGGACCACGCUCACCUGCAUGCUGGAAGCACCAAGGGCGCGCCAGGAGCGGGACCCGCAGGUCACCUGCAUCCCCACCACCCCCACCACCCGCACCACCACCAUCACCAUCAUCACGCUGCCACACACCACCACCAUCACCACCACCCGCCCCCGCCCCCGCCCCCGCCGCACAUGGUGCACUAUUUCCACCAGCAGCCGCCUCCUGCUCCGCAGCCUCCACCGCACCUCCCGUCUCAGGCCCCGCAACAGCCGCCCCAGCAGUCGCAGCCUCAACAGCCGUCUCACCCCGGCAAGAUGCAGGAGGCGGCUGCGGUGGCGGCGGCGGCGGCGGCGGCGGCGGCAGCCGCGGUGGGCAGCGUGGGGCGCCUGUCUCAAUUCCCACCCUACGGGCUGGGUUCGGCCGCGGCCGCCGCCGCAGCUGCAGCCGCGUCCACCACCGGCUUCAAGCACCCGUUCGCCAUCGAGAACAUCAUCGGCCGGGACUACAAGGGCGUGCUACAGGCUGGCGGGCUGCCCUUAGCAUCUGUCAUGCACCACCUGGGCUACCCAGUGCCAGGUCAGCUCAGCAACGUCGUGAGCUCGGUGUGGCCUCACGUUGGCGUCAUGGAUUCGGUGGCCGCUGCCGCCGCCGCCGCCGCAGCCGGGGUCCCGGUAGGCCCAGAGUACGGGGCAUUCGGGGUGCCAGUCAAGGCCCUGUGCCACUCAGCAAGCCAGAGCCUGCCGGCUGUUCCGGUGCCCAUCAAGCCUACACCUGCGCUACCACCCGUGACCGCGCUGCCGCCGGCGCUCACUGUCCCGGCGGCUUCACAGCAGCCGCCAACGCCAACUGCGGUGUGCUCUGCCUCCACAGCCUCGCCCGCAGCCUCUUUGCUGGAGCCCACCGCUCCAAGCGCGGCGGAGAGCAAGAGCGGCUCCCUGCACUCGGUUCUGGUGCACUCCUAAGUGACCCGGCGGGGUAGGGAAAACAAACACGAGAAGAGACGCCCGGCGCGGGACUGCACCAACCGCCCCAGAGGGAGAGGGCGCCCUCAGAAGGCCGGGCAGAGCUGGCGAGUCCGAGGCUUUGCGUUAAAGGAAGGUAUUUAAACCAGCGAACAAAAUCCGAAAAGUGGAUUGUCCAGUGGUCUGAAUAAACAUAACUCUCCUGGUGUCUGUGUUUAUACUAUGUUGUACAAUCAGAUUAAUGAAAGUCAAUUUUUUCAGGUAAGAGUUUCUAUUGUAAUUAUUAUAAUCAAUAAGUUAUGGGGGGAGGGAGCAAAGGAGGUUGGGGAGCCUCAUUCACUGGCAAAUUGACAAUGGAUUUCGACCCUUGUUUCUGGGAGCAGAAACUGACUGAACUGAACCUUGCGGAGAAACCUAACAGAGAGUGAUGCUGAAACGAAUUUCAGCCGCCAAGUUUCUCUCAUCCCUUGGCAGUCGCCUCUCGUGAAUAUUCAAGACAAAACUCCAUCCACUAAGGAAAUCUCCUUUCAGUUGAGAAGGAAAAGGGGGUACUUUUGAUACCGUUAUUUUCUAGGCCAGCUAAAUGAGCGAAAACACAGCGUCAAGAAUAAAAUCACUUUGAGCGGGGAGGAGACAGUAGGAGCGCACAGGAAAGGUCUUUGGGAAACAGUUGAGUUUCUUGGCCCUGACCCGGGGGUCGAGAAAGAUGGGAGGAAUCGCUAAAGCAAUUAGUUUGCAUACAAAAAGAAAAAAAGUGGCAGCGGCUUAAAGAGCAAAACCCCAGAUUCCAAAAGUAAAGUUUGGGAAACAACACAACCAAAGAGAGACAAUAUAAGCGACU